AUGCUAAGCAAUAAAUUAAUCCGCACUAUAACAUCCUUAACACCAAAGGGUAGAACUAUUGUUUCCCGAACCUCACCUUUGUUAUUAGAUUCGUAUUGUGAGCCCGAUCCUCAACUGUAUACGUACUACAAAAACCAAGAAAUUGAUGGUUUAAUAAAAUCUGGUGAGUUGAGCUCUGCCCAGAAACUGUUCGAUGAAAUGCGUAUUGGUGAUGUUGUUACUUACAACUUGCUAAUAUCGGGGCAUGGUAAAUAUGGGAACCCGAAACAGGCUCUUUUUCUUUAUAAUGAAAUGGUUUCACAUGGAAUAAAAGAAAGUGCCUCCACAUUUUCUUCUGUUACAAGUAUUUGUAGCAAUUUCGGGUUCUACGAAGAAGGAAUGCAAGUUCAUUGUAGACUGGUUUCUCUUGGAUUUGAAAGGAAUUUAUAUAUUGGCAGUGCACUUAUUGAUCUUUAUAUGCGCAUGGGAUUCGAUGAUAAAGCUUUGAGAUUGUUUGAUGAAUUGCCUGAAAGAAACUUAGCGACGUGGAAUUUGAUGUUACGAUGGUUUUGUGAAGUGAAUCGGUCAGAUGAGCUGUUAAGAUUAUAUGGUGAAAUGAAAUUUAUUGGUGUGGGGCCAAAUCAGCUGAGUUUUUGUUAUGUGAUUCGUGGGUGUAGUAAUAAGAGGUUUCUUAGUGAAGGGAGGCAACUACAUUGUGAUAUGAUUAAGCUUGGUUGGGUGGAUAUGAGUACUUUUGUUGCCAAUUCCUUGGUAGAUUUUUAUUCUGCUUGUGGGUGUUUGACAGAUGCGAGAAAAUCAUUUGAGGUUAUUUCGGCGGGUGACGUUAUUUCAUGGAAUUCAAUUGUUUCAGUUUUUGCUGAUCAUGGUUUAGUAUUUGAUGCUGUUGAAUUGUUUUCUAGGAUGCAAUUUUGGAGGAAGAGGCCAUCAAUACGUUCAUUCAUCGGGUUCUUGAAUUUAGCUAGUGGGACUGGGAAUAUUGAUUUUGGGAAACAGAUUCAUUGUUAUAUUUUGAAAAUGGGUUUUGAUCACAGGAGCGUCCAUAUUCAAUCUGCUUUGAUUGAUAUGUAUGGGAAGUGCAAUGACAUUGGGAGUUCAGUGGCUAUAUUUGAGGCUGUUCCUGAGCGAACUUUGGAGUGUUGUAACUCAUUAAUGACUUCUUUUUUACACUGUGGAAUCAUUUUGGAUGCAAUUGAGAUGUUUGGUUUGAUGGUCGAUGAAGGAGUUGGAUUUGAUGAGGUUAGUUUGUCCACGACACUGAAAGCCCUAUCAGUAUCUGCUUGGGCAAACAUGAGUAGCUGCAGAUUGCUGCACUGUGUUGCAAUAAAGGCUGGUUUUGAAUAUGAAACUGCUGUAUCAUGUUCUUUAAUAGAUGCAUAUUCAAGAUGCGGUCAUGUUGAACUUUCUCAACAAGUUUUUGACAAAAUUCCAUCGCCAAAUGUUGUCUGUUUCACGUCAAUUAUUAAUGGAUAUGCUCGGAAUGGAAUGGGAAGAGAAUGCCUUGACAUGCUGGAAGCAAUGAUUCAAAAGGGUGUGACUCCUGAUGAAGUAACCUUUCUGUGUGUGCUCUCAGGAUGCAAUCAUUCAGGGAUGGUAAAAGAAGGACGCAUGGUGUUUAACUCAAUGAGAUCUAUUUAUGGCAUCGAACCAGAGCGGCGGCAUUAUUCAUGCAUGAUAGAUCUGUUAGGCCGUGCAGGUCUGCUAAAUGAAGCUGAAGAGUUGCUGCUGCAGACACCAGGAAAGGGCGAUUGUGUAAUAUGGAGUUCAUUGCUGCGUAGUUGUAGGGUUCACGGCAAUGAAAUUGUGGGAAGAAGAAUAGCAAAAAACUUGAUGGAGCUUGAGCCGAAGGAUUUUGCUGUUUAUUUGCAAGUGUCGAACUUUUAUUCAGAAAUAGGGGAAUUUGAAUUGUCAAUGCAAAUUAGAGAGGUUGCUGUGGCAAGAAAAGUGACGUGGGACAUCGGUCAUAGUUUAAUUGAAGUAAACAAUUUCCAUUAGUAUUCCAUACUAUACCGAUCAAAGAAAUUCAUGGCUAGCCCUGUAGCCCAAGACUUGUAUAUGGUGUUUCAGAUUUGUUUUCAAGAAGUUGUAUUAUGUACCUCAAACAUUAGCUGGCGAUAUGAACUUGCAGGAUAUGGUAUCCGCGGCGAAACCAAGCACUAAGCACCUCAUCUUCCAUCUCAGGAGACUGCCCUGUCACAUAGAAGAAGUUUUAAUCAUUUAAACGAAGGCUGGGAACAAGCUGAGCCGUGUCUGUGAAGUUUACUUCUCCUGCACUGGACUAGAAUGGAAAGGUUUAUUAAUUUUCCUUGAAGCCUUGGCCUUAGCAUGCAUGUAGUGGACAAAGAGGAUCUGCUUUUCUGUUGUUCCGUUUGGUCUAACUAAUCUAUUGAACUUUUCUUCUAUAUUUAAAUGAAAAUUGAUUGCAUUGCU
Pistacia vera is the source of this 2427-nucleotide messenger RNA. Its product is annotated as putative pentatricopeptide repeat-containing protein At3g47840. The transcript has a single exon. Gene Ontology annotation, biological process: RNA modification. The coding region runs from base 1 to 1992 and encodes 663 amino acids. NCBI's taxonomy places the organism in Eukaryota, Viridiplantae, Streptophyta, Magnoliopsida, Sapindales, Anacardiaceae. Gene Ontology annotation, molecular function: RNA binding; protein binding. The record is from RefSeq and is a predicted model, not a curated record.